UGGCACAAUACUGUCCUGCAAGAGCGGAAAUGACGCAAGAUCGAACGUCCGCCCGUUUCCACGUGCAAGCAGCUGCUUCACAACUGAGUUUGCAGGUUGUCUUUCCACGAUGAAACGACCGAAGUUAAAGAAAGCAAGUAAGCGGCUCUCUUGCUCCAAACGUUACAAAAUACAGAGAAAAGUCCGGGAGCACCACCGGAAGCUUAGAAAGGAGGCAAAGAAGAAAGGAGUGAGUAAACGAGUGAAAAAGGAUUUAGGAGUUCCCAGCAGUGCUCCAUUCAAGGAAGAGGUCUUAAGGGAGGCAGAGCAGAGGAAGCUACAGAUUGAAGAAGAAAAGGAAAGACAACGUCAAGCAAAUAAGGAAGAGCGAGCAAAGAAAAGGAAGAAAGAGGAGGCGGCAAGUAAUGAGACUGGACCCCAAGCCAAGAAGACUCGCAAGGAUGCACUUGCAAGAAAACAGGCUGCUGUAAACAGGAGUUCGAAACAAUUCCUUUGUGCUGAGCUGAACAAGGUUAUCGAUGCAUCAGAUGUCAUCGUAGAAGUUCUGGAUGCUCGGGACCCUCAGGGUUCCAGAUGUCCUCAGUUAGAGGAGGCUGUGCUGCAAAGGGAGGGCAACAAGAAGAUACUUUUACUUCUCAACAAGAUAGAUCUGGUGCCUAAAGAAAACUUGGAGAAGUGGAUUGGGUUUUUACAGAAGGAAUUUCCUGUGGUGGCUUUCAAAGCGUCAACGCUAAUUCAGGACAAAACUCUGCAAGCCAAAAAGAGCAGAAUAGUGGCCUCUAAUGACAUCCUGGAUAAAUCCAGAGGAGUCGCCUGCUUUGGAAGCUCCUGCCUCUCUGAUUUGCUGAUGAGCUUUGCUUCCAAAACGCAGAGCGAGGCCAAACUUAAAGUCGGCAUUGUUGGUUUUCCAAAUGUGGGCAAAAGCAGCCUCAUCAACAGCAUGAAGGGGAUCCUGGCAUGCAACGCUGGCGUCAAGAGGGGCAUCACAAAGUCAAUGCAAGAGGUGCACAUCUCUAAGAAUGUGAAGCUCAUAGACAGCCCGGGAAUAGUGGCGUCCCCGACAAACCCGCCGGCCUCCAUGGCCUUAAGGAGCCUGCAGGUGGAGGAGGGUCAGGACAGCGUUCUGGAGGCUGCGCAGACUCUGCUCAAGCAGUGUGAUAAGACACAGGUGAUGCUGCAGUAUAAUGUCCCAGAUUAUAGAAAUUCUCUGGAGUUUUUGACCAUGCUGGCCAAAAAGCGUGGUUACCUGCAGAAGGGAGGAGUUCCUGACACACAGCAGGCAGCCACCACCUUUCUGUCUGAUUGGACUGGGGCAAAGCUGAGCUAUCACUGUAAGGUUCCUGGGACGCACAUCCUCCCUGCGUAUCUGAUGGAUUCGGUGGUCGCUGAAAUGCAGAAUGGCUGGAAUCUGAAGAGAUUGAAAGCAGGAAAUGAGGAGACUCUGAACGGUGUUAAAUUUCCAAACCCUGCAAGCAGUAUAAGCUUCGUCUCUAAAGGCCCGACCUCUGGUCUUCUGAGUGUUUCUGAAGAGCAACCGGAUGCUGCAAACACAGGCGAGGAGCAGAACAAGGAGGCUGAACAAACUCCUGUGGACUCAAAUGAUGCUGAGGAGAAAACUGAGAAAACAUCACAGAACAAAAAGCUUAUGGUGCAGUUUGAGUCAUCGGCCCUGGAGGUGAACCUGACUGCAACGAGUGCAGAUGAUGCCUACGACUUUAACGUCCAUUUUAAGUAAAUUUAAGCUUCACUUUCAUCCAGCGCCUGAGCCCAGAAAGCUUGACGGACGUUUACAUCAGAUGUGGAUCAAGUCACCAUCAGGAUGAACUUUCUACUAUUGAACUGAAGACCAGAAGCAAACAAGUCACUCAAAUAUGUCAAGUUCAAUUAUUAUCUUGUUCUUUUAUGCGCUUCUCAGAAGAAAAUGGAUUGUUCAGCCACUGUGUAUGUCGUAUUACAUCUCCCAGAUGAAAAAGUGAGCUGCUUUAUAGUCUUUUCUUUUACAAAGUACUGUAAAUAAUUUGAAUAUAUAUGUAGUAAAUCUGAAGUGACAAAA
This is a messenger RNA of Oryzias latipes (Japanese medaka), 2053 nucleotides long. It is a transcript of the gene gnl3, whose product is annotated as G protein nucleolar 3. Gene Ontology annotation, cellular component: nucleolus. Gene Ontology annotation, molecular function: GTP binding. The record is from RefSeq and is a predicted model, not a curated record. NCBI's taxonomy places the organism in Eukaryota, Metazoa, Chordata, Actinopteri, Beloniformes, Adrianichthyidae.